ACGAUUCAGCAUGUGAAACGUCGCGAUCGAGAUUGAAAUAUCGCAGGACAAGCGAAACAAGUGAAUUUGAAAUUUAAACGCAUAAUGUUGUGGUAACGUAAAAAUAAGUCUACGAGAAAGAAAUGUGGAAUAGAGUGGAGUAGAAUAAUUAUUGCGACUUUGGUGUCUAUCGGCGGUAGUUUCAGUUUGUAUAGUUUUGUGGUUAGCAUAACGGUUGGUAUGGUAGGGUGGCUGUGGAUUCGGCUUUAAGUGGACGCGUCGGUAGGGAUGCGCAGUAGUCUAGCGACUGGAGUGUACCUGGUGGCCAUGGUCCAAUAGAACAUUCCAUUGGAUCCCCACUACGGACUAGCGUCGUAGUCGGCGACGCCCUACUCCCGAGGAGACGACGCCGUCGGUACGAUCGUGUCCCCACCCUAGUGAACGUCACCCCCCGCAGGGGGCAACCCCGGCCAAGAGAGAGCGAUCCGUAACAACUAAAGUUCUCGUGAAAAGUUGAGCUGCUCUCUCCUACACCCUCCCGAGGAAUAAUAGCGGCCCGUUUUACGCGUCCGUCUGUCUGUGUCCGUCGACGUCGUCCUCGUCCUCGUCCACGUCGACCUCGACGUCGACGUCGGCGUCGGCCACCACGAGAGAUCUCGGGUACGAGCUCACGGCUAUAUCCAAUCUCGUCUUCCUGUGUCACGGAAUCUCGUUGACUCCUGGACGACGCCACCCUUGUUCACGGGGACAGUCACCGAUCGACCGGGGAUUAAACGUCAGGAUCUUCUACGGGUAUAUCAGAACCCUGUUCAUACGGCUGGACGUGGGGCGUCGGCGUCGGCGUCGGUCGACCUUGUCUUCGGGGACGGCGUCUUUGCGCCCAGGGUCCCCGUAGUUCUGGGCCCUGUUGGUGAUGUGGCCCAACAGCCUGGGUGGAACGUCCGGUUGCAGCGGGGGCGCCGGGGCGACCGAAUUGGGGGGCCUUGCUGCGGCUUCCUCCACAUCAGCAUCGGAACUCUUUGGGCCUGCAGGGUUCGGUGCUACCGCUGCUGGGCCUUACGGGGCACUGAAGACCAAUCCUUACGUCAGUGCACUAGGCAUGCCACCGAUCGAGGCCCUCCAUUCCAGCAUUGGUUAUCCCGGUUGCACCCCUGCCGGUAAUCCGAGAAAGCAGCGAAGGGAGCGGACGACCUUUACCAGGGCGCAGCUAGACGUGCUGGAAGGCCUCUUCUCUAAGACUAGGUAUCCCGAUAUCUUCAUGAGGGAAGAAGUCGCCCUUAAGAUCAAUCUACCGGAAUCCAGGGUUCAGGUAUGGUUUAAGAACAGGCGCGCCAAGUGCCGUCAGCAACAAAAGCAACAGCAGCAGCAACAAGACAAGGCGCCGCGCUCGAAGAAACCCUCGGGGAAUCCUGCGAGCAAUCCUCCUCCUGGUAAAAGUCCUUCGAUAGCCACGACACCCACACCCGCUGCUGCUGUGCCCGCCACGACACCUUUGAGUGGAGGUACCAGUGGCUCCGCGGCAAGUUCACCAGCCUUGCUAAGGGAUUCACCCCAGUACAAACCAGCUGGAACUGCUACCAGUCUGCUUCUAGCAGCUAGUACGACCCCACCGAGUUUGGGUGGUACCGUCUAUAGCAGCGGGGGUAGCAGCAGCAGUAUUUGGAGUCCUGCUGUCACGGAGGGUGGCGGUGGAUUUCCCGGUGACCAUCAGAGGCUAGCCUGGACAACAACAACGACACAGCAACAAUGCUACCAAAAUUAUUCGUCCUAUUAUACAAACAUGGAUUACUUAUCACCGGCAACACACCAACUAAACGUCGUGGAUGGCAGUGGAAGUGGUUUGGAUAACACGUGGAGUAAAACGAGGGAUGAGAGUGCCUCAUCUUGGUUUUAUAACAGCGCCGGAUGGGGCGAUCGAAAGUGAAAUCUUGCCAAAAAUAACUUGAGAAACAAGAGGAUGGCCUAGGUACAUAUCAUCGACAAUAGGAAGGAAAAAUGAUAACUGAGUGCCAAAAUCGGCCAAAGAAGAGGAGAGCGAGUAUUUUUCAAAUAGGGAAUAUGUCGCACUUUCCCCUGGGAACAUAUCGGUAUCCUUCUAGGGAAUUUGAACAGAAUUAAUUACCGUGAUUCUGUGGAUCAAAACAAAAAUCAGUAUGUGGAAGGUGCGAGACACGGCCAAAUAUAUUAUGCAAUAGGCGACGCUAGUGUAAAUAAUAUAAAUAACAGACGAACUAGAUAAUUCUUUCGCUCGUCAUCGAGCAUCGUGACCGGCACGGUUUUCCUGAAUUUUAAUUGAAGAAAAAAAAUGAUUCCUUGUUUUUUUUCUUUGAAAAUUCUACCUGAAACAUUGAAAACUUCGUCAGUUGCAUCUCGCAAUACGGUUGUCACUUUAAUGAGAGUGAUGUGCGUGAAGUUUUGCGGAGCGAUGAAUUAUUUAACUUAGACGAUAUGAAAAAAGUCUAUAAUAAAAUAAAAGGUAUAUAUAUACAUAAAUAAAUAAAUAUAUAAAUAGGGAUGUACGUGAUUGUUUAGUUUGUUAUUAUAAAUAAUAUUAAUGAGGAUAAUAAUAACGAUAUGGAAACAACACAACGACGUGCAUAUGUCAUAAA
Cephus cinctus (wheat stem sawfly) is the source of this 2588-nucleotide messenger RNA. RefSeq names its product homeobox protein OTX2 (gene otd2). Bases 893 to 1903 code for a protein of 336 amino acids. NCBI's taxonomy places the organism in Eukaryota, Metazoa, Arthropoda, Insecta, Hymenoptera, Cephidae. Gene Ontology annotation, molecular function: DNA-binding transcription factor activity, RNA polymerase II-specific; RNA polymerase II cis-regulatory region sequence-specific DNA binding. The transcript has 7 exons. Gene Ontology annotation, cellular component: nucleus. The record is from RefSeq and is a predicted model, not a curated record. Gene Ontology annotation, biological process: regulation of transcription by RNA polymerase II.